CCGGCCGGCCGGCGCCUGGAGGGCGAUGGGCUCGGAGUGGAGCCGCCCGGAGGAGCGCGAGCCCCUCUUGCAGCCCCCGCCGCCCGCGCCCCCGCCGGCCUUGUCCCCCGCGCGCCAUGCGGGCCCGCUCCCCGCGCGCCGCCCGCUGCUGCCUCUGCCGGGGCCUCCCAGCCGGGUCUACGGGCGGCGCUGGCUGGUGCUGCUGCUCUUCUCGCUGCUGGGCCUGGCCCAGGGCCUGGUCUGGAACACCUGGGGCCCCAUCCAGAACUCCGCCCGGAAGGCCUUCCACUUCUCCAGCCUCGACAUCGCCCUCCUCGUCUUCUGGGGGCCCAUCGGCUUCGUGCCCUGCUUCUUCUUCAUGGGCCUCAUGGACAAGAAGGGCCUCAGAGUAACUGUGCUGUUAACAUCAGCCCUCAUGGUGGUAGGAGCUGGCCUGAGAUGUAUACCUGUAUCAGACAAAGAGAAAAGGAAAUUGUUGAUUCAUGGAGGGCAACUGUUGAAUGGAUUGGCAGGCCCAACCGUAAGCAGCGCUGCUCCAUUUCUUUCUACAACAUGGUUUUCACCUGAUGAGCGUGCCACUGCCACAGCCAUUGCAUCUUUGCUCGUUUACCUUGGUGGUGCAUGUGCAUUUUUAGUAGGGCCCUUGAUAGUUCCAGGGCCAAACGGUACCUCAGCAAUUCCACUUCCACAUGAUACCAGCACUGAGCUUAUAAAGGACCGCAUUGAAGCUGUCCUAUAUGCAGAAUUUGGCUUUGUGGCACUGAUAUUCUCUGCUGCAUUAGCCUACUUCCCAUCACGGCCUCCAUUUCCACCCAGUGUGGCUGCAGCUAGCCAGAGACUGAGUUAUGGAAGAAGUUUUUGUAGGCUAUUAAGCAACCCCCGGUUCCUGAUGAUUGCUUUAGCAUAUGCCAUCCCAUUGGGGGUUUUUUCUGGGUGGUCUGGUGUUCUAGACUGGAUUUUAACCCCGGCUCACAUAAGCCAAGUGGAUGCAGGUUGGAUUGGAUUUUGGUCUAUUGUAGGAGGCUGUGUGUUCGGCAUAGCAUUAGCAAGGUUUGCUGAUUUUAUCAGAGGAAUGCUGAAACCUAUACUUCUCCUGUUACUGUCAGGAGCAACUCUGUCAUCCAUCUGGUUUACUUUGACAUGUUUAACCACUGUCAUCCACCUCCCUUUAACCACAGCCACAUUGUACACAUCCUCCAUUUUGCUGGGUGUCUUUUUGAACAGCAGCGUACCUAUAUUCUUUGAACUCUUUGUGGAAACAGUCUAUCCAGUUCCAGAAGGAAUUACCUGUGGUGUGGUCACCUUCCUGAGCAACAUGUUUAUGGGAAUACUCUUAUUUUUUCUCUUUUUCUACCAUGAAGAAUUCUCUUGGUUUAACUGGUGCGUUCCAGGGUCCUGCUUGCUGAGUCUUCUGCUCAUCCUGUGUUUCAGGGAAUCCUACGAUAGACUUUAUCUUGAUGUCAUUGUCUCCGUUUGAAAGCACAAAACAGAGUGGAAGAUAGAAGCUAGUGCUGUGCUCGACCCAUUUCCUUCGAAAUUCAAUAGCCCAAAGUUCACAGUAAAACUCAAGAAAUUUCUUACCAUGGACGUUUUAAUUGAAUUUAGAAAGACUUUUUUUUAAAAAAGUAUACUUCCUCGUUUCGUAUUUUAUUAUUUACACAAUUAUGAAGAGCCUUGCACUUGAAGGAGAAUUAGAUGGCUUUUAAGGGAGAAGUUCUAGCUUGUGAACUGUGAUAUUUUAUUUAAGAAGCUAUUUAACUGGUUAUACAAACUGUGCCAACUCAGACCACUCACAAAGAGAAGUAUCAUAGCAAUAUCAUGUCGUUUAAGGUUUAUAAGGGAAGAGUCCCUAUUCAUAAAAAAAAAAAACAUAAUCUUUUGGGAUCCUGCAUUAUCAAAUGAAAAUUCUGACCGUUCUCAAUUUGUUUUGCUUUAGAUAAAAAUUUACUUUUAGGGUUUUAUAAAUAGGUAGGUGCUAUUGAGAAGGUUUUCAGUGUAGGCUUCAGGGAUGAACAACAUGCUUAACCCUCCCAGGGAGGGACCAUCCACACUGCAGAAUUAUAGCGCUUUAGCACCACUUUAUUUGCCAUAGCUCCGCCCUAUGUGAUUCUGGGAUUUGUAGAAUAAAAAAAAACCUCUCAAAACUACCAAUCUGAGAAUUCCAUAGCAUUGAGCCAUGGCCGCCAGUGUUGUGUCAAAUUUUAUAAUUCUGCAGUGUGGAUACAGUGUGAGUCUAUUCAGAAUUAAAAUAACAGAUUAUGUAUCAUCUAUGACAUAGAUUUUUAGAAUAAUUACAUGACUAUAUAUUUAAAUUCCCUGUGAAGUCUUAAUAUGUCAUUUGGACAUUAGAUUUGUUUUCUAAUGUAGCUGCUUCUGAUUUUUAAAAUAAAUAAAUAAAAUGCUUUUAUUCCCUUCCCUCCAAAAACAACACAAUCACACAAAUACAGUUCUCGACACUGAAGGAUCUUCUGGCAAUUGGUGCUAUACAUUCAGUUGCAGCCAUAGUAUGCAUAAUGACAUUGUCAAGGAACGGUGAUAGUAAUCCUGAUUUAGUCCUGAAAUGUUUCUUUUGUAUCCCUCUUUGGGAACGUUCAUUUUUCACACCCAGACAAUGCACACCCAUCUCCCAAAGUUUUGCAAACCUAAUUAAACCAAGAUUUUGCCUUUUCUUUAAUGUUUACUUCUCUAUUUAUUCUGAGUUUUAAAGAUUGCCAAUCAUGUGUGAUCAUUUGGAUU
Anolis sagrei ordinatus is the source of this 2736-nucleotide messenger RNA. It is a transcript of the gene SLC49A4, whose product is annotated as solute carrier family 49 member 4. Lineage: Eukaryota; Metazoa; Chordata; Lepidosauria; Squamata; Anolidae. Gene Ontology annotation, cellular component: membrane; intracellular membrane-bounded organelle. Gene Ontology annotation, biological process: transmembrane transport. Gene Ontology annotation, molecular function: transmembrane transporter activity. The record is from RefSeq and is a predicted model, not a curated record.